AUGAGUGAGACUAUACGGUCAGUUCGAAUUCGCGACACUGCCAGGCGAAGCAACCCUAAAACUCAUGUUGUCUACGAAAUUGAAGUUCGUGCAGCAGUAAGAACUUGGACUCUAUGGAAGAGAUACAGCGAAUUUGAAGACCUUUAUAAGAAGUUCAUACGAUUAUUUCCAAAUCAUACUCCACCUAUGGAUUUACCGGCAAAGCACUUCCUACAGUCAACUUUGGGUAACCCUGUUUUAAUUGAGGAGAGAAAGAGAGGAUUAGAAGAAUUUCUCCAAAGCAUUUUAAGUGAUCAAGAUGAUAGAUGGAGAGAGACUGAUGAGUGGAAGGAAUUCUUGGCAAUUCCUACUGGAAAACCACUCGACGCGUUAUCAAUGUACACUUCCGAAAGCUGGCUCGACGGUUUUAACCAGGCACAGGCCAUAGCUAAAGAAAUUCGCUCUCUUAUCAAUCGUCGACAGACUCAUAUUGGACAUAGUGAAGUUGCUGCAUCUCACAAUUGCAGCUUACAAGCCAAGAAAUCUUUAACAUUAUUAAACUCUCGAGUGGCAUCUCUUGAAGCUGGUCUCCAGGGAUUGGCUAAGGGAUCGGGCAGGGAUGGUUUAAUGAUGUCUGAGGGCGAACUCCGACGACGUACUGAUAUGAUUAAUGAUUUGAAGGACGAAAAGGACACUUUACAAAAGCUUGUUCUAGCUAGUAGACCUGAAAUUCACAAUUUAUCUUCGGCUGAUUCAGUCGAUCGUAAUGCUUUGCUCCGUCAACCAGUAAGACAACGCUCAUCACCUCAGUUGGGCCGCACUAAUGGACCUGCAGCGAAUUCUGUGAAUGGGGCUGUCAAGCCGACGUCGCGACGCGUGUUUGGUAAUGCUAGCGCAAUGCCGCAAGAGACUGAACAAACCCGUGGACUGGAUAACCAGGGCUUGGUCAAAUUACAGCAACAGGCGAUGUACAAUCAGGAUGCUCAUGUUGAGCAAUUUAGCGCUAUUUUGAAUCGUCAGAAACAUAUUGGAAUGGCGAUUAGUCAAGAAUUGGAUACACAGAAUAAGAUUCUGCAAGAGCUAGAUGAACAAGUAGAUAGUACGACUGGUAAACUAAAGCAUGUUUCGAAAAAGAUUAGCUCUAUCAAAUGA
Paraglomus occultum is the source of this 1131-nucleotide messenger RNA. NCBI's taxonomy places the organism in Eukaryota, Fungi, Glomeromycota, Glomeromycetes, Paraglomerales, Paraglomeraceae. The record is from the annotation of a GenBank genome assembly.